Molecule: messenger RNA, 666 nt
Organism: Daldinia caldariorum
Lineage: Eukaryota; Fungi; Ascomycota; Sordariomycetes; Xylariales; Hypoxylaceae
Exons: 6
Coding region: 1-666 (221 amino acids)
Biological process (GO): nucleosome assembly
Cellular component (GO): nucleosome
Molecular function (GO): structural constituent of chromatin; DNA binding
Source: RefSeq, a predicted model, not a curated record
AUGGGUCCCAAGAAGGCAGACGGAGCUCCCAAGCCUAAGAGCACUCACGCUUCCUACCAGGAUAUGAUUACCGAUGCUAUUGUUCAUCUCAAGGAAAGAAAUGGUUCUAGCCGUCAACAGCUCAAGAAAUAUGUUCGAGCAAACAAUACCAUCAACGUCACGGAUAAGAUGUUCGACUCUCUGUUUAACAAGGCCUUAAAGGCUGGCGUUGAUAAGGGUAUCUUCGAGCAGCCCAAGGGACCAUCCGGAGGUACUAAGCUGUCUAAGAAGUCCAAGCCUGCCGCAACUAAGCCGGCUGCAAAGAAGGAUACCGAGAAGGACGCUACCAAGAAGGCUGCCCCGAAGAAGGAAACAGCCACCAAGAAGGCUGCUGCUCCCAAGAAGGCUGCUGCUCCCAAGAAAGAGAAGGAGGCUGGCGAGAAGAAGCCCGCAGCAAAGAAGGCUGCCGCCCCAAAGAAAGCCCCUGCUGCUAAGAAGACGGCAACCAAGAAGGACGCUCCUGCUACUGAAGACAAGCCUGCCGCUUUGGCAAAGACGAAGACCGGCCGAGUCGCCAAGACCGCGACGGCCAAACCAGCUACCAAGAAGGCGGCGCCGAAAAAGGCGGCUGCUCCCAAGAAGGAGAAGGCUCCCAAGAAGGAGGCCAAGGCUGAAGCUGCAGCAUAA